AUACUGAAAAUAAUGUCAGAGUGGGAGCUCCUGUUUUCACAUAAUCUCUGUUGUCUUGGUGGUGUCGUUUCCCCGCUAACCGGUUCAAGCUGUAGGAAGCUGGUAGGCAGCUAACAGCUGGAUAAACCUCCGAUAUACUUCCUGUCUGUCCCUGAAGGCAGCCGAACGGAGCCGUGAAUGAACCAAGCAUCUCAAUGCGUCUCCCGUGGCCGCGAUGGCAGCAACAAAAACGGUCUGAGCCUUAGCUUUAGCCAUGUAGCUAGCUGGAGGAUGCUGAAGCUGUUCGGUGCGCUGGUUGUCCUCGGACUGGCUCUGGCGUUCAUCACCUCUUGGGUGCUGGAUAGCUAUGACACGGCUUGGCACCCUAAACGCAGCAUUCGGCACCCGAGUGCCAGUGAUGGAGAUGGACCUAAGGGAAGCUCUCCACCAUUUCCCGGGGACGAGUUGAACAACAUUUUCUGGUUUGUACAGGUGUCGGACAUUCACAUCAGUCGGUUUCGCGACCCAAAACGCAUUACAGAUUUUGAGAAGUUCUGCACCCACACCAUCGAUGUGAUCAAACCGGCUCUAGUGCUCGCGACAGGGGACCUGACAGAUGCCAAAACAGAGAGCAAGGUGGGUUCCCUCCAGCACGAGGUGGAAUGGCAGGCCUAUCAUAACGCCCUGAAGAAGUCGCGAGUGAUGGAGCGCACCAAGUGGAUCGAUAUUCGAGGAAAUCAUGAUGCCUUCAACAUUAUGUCUUUGGAUAGCGUCAACAAUUAUUACAGGUGAGUAAAUAAUCAAUAUGCCACCGAAUUCCUGCUCAAUGUUGAGCUCAAGCAUUCGCAGCAUGAAUCUGAUCAGUGUGUGUUGCGUCUUCGGAGCGGUCUCGCCGCAUUGCAAUCCGAUUAGAGUUCACAUAGACCAGGGGUGCCCAAAGUCGGUCCUCGAGGGCCGGCAUCCUGCACGUUUUAGUUCUCUUCCUGUAUAUAGGACUGGCCCUGCACAGACAGCUCAUUCAAAAACUCACACCCUCUUCCUCGCUACCAAUGAGCAAGGAGGGUGGCUUGGUGAGACACUCACUCAUGCUACUCCAGAGAACCGGGGUUACGAAAGUAACCUGUAUAAAUACUCCUGCAGCGGUCUUGCCGCCGUUCACUUUCAACCAGCA
Molecule: messenger RNA, 1150 nt
Organism: Poecilia latipinna (sailfin molly)
Lineage: Eukaryota; Metazoa; Chordata; Actinopteri; Cyprinodontiformes; Poeciliidae
Product: transmembrane protein 62-like
Exons: 5
Coding region: 178-771 (197 amino acids)
Molecular function (GO): hydrolase activity
Source: RefSeq, a predicted model, not a curated record